This is a messenger RNA of Vigna umbellata (rice bean), 1195 nucleotides long. Its product is annotated as Translation elongation factor EF1B/ribosomal protein S6 family protein. Gene Ontology annotation, biological process: translation. Gene Ontology annotation, cellular component: ribosome; small ribosomal subunit. Gene Ontology annotation, molecular function: small ribosomal subunit rRNA binding; structural constituent of ribosome. The record is from RefSeq and is a predicted model, not a curated record. NCBI's taxonomy places the organism in Eukaryota, Viridiplantae, Streptophyta, Magnoliopsida, Fabales, Fabaceae.
UAUGUGUCCAAAACAAAACGAACCCCACUCGGUGUUAGCAUUGUAUCAAGUCACUCGAAGCCUUGAAGUGUGUUUAACUCACUCCACUCUCCAUGGACGCGAAGUCACUGCUUCAGGGUUUUUUUCUUGCACCUUCUUAUCCCCUCCCUCAGCUUUCAAAAACCACCAUGACGACAACCAACUGCGUUAGCUUCAAUUUCAACCACAACCCAUGCCUCAUAUUCGCAAAUAGCUAUCCCACUUCUUCGUCUUUGCUUCCAUUUUCUGUUCACAAUAAGCCCAGAAAAUCAGCAUCUCUGAUUGUGAGUGCCCGCAAGAAAGACAAAAAAGACGAUACCCAUAGCUCCGUACCCCAACCUGACGAGGCCACGGGUUUCUUCCCUGAAGCUGUCUUAUUUAAAAAGAGAUCAGUUGAGGAAGAAGGGAAGCUGCUCCCGGAGUUUGAAGAUGCCGAGGAAAGAGAACUCUUCGAAACGCUGAUGCUUGAGCUGGAAAGUGAUAUGAAUGGUGAAAUAUUACGCCACUAUGAGGUCAUGUACUUAAUCCAUGAGAAGCAUGAAGAUGAGGUUGCAGCUGUCAACGAGAAAAUUCAAGACUUCAUGAGGGAGAAGAAAGGUCAGAUUUGGAGGUUGAAUGAUUGGGGUAUGAGAAGGUUAGCUUACAAAAUAAAGAAAGCUAAUAAAGCCCACUACAUGUUGAUGAACUUCGAGCUGGAUGCAAAAUAUAUCAACGACUUGAAGACUUUGUUGGACCAAGAUGAAAGAGUUAUUCGGCAUCUUGUGAUAAAGAGGGACGAGGCAAUCACUGAAGAUUGCCCUCCUCCUCCGGAGUUUCACACUCUGCGGGCAAAUGCAGAUGAUAACGACGAUGAAGAAUUUGAUGAAGAGUAUGAUGAUGACUGGGAUGGUGAAGAUUAGCUUGAUGAUGAUGAUGGUAUUAUAUACGUAGAUGGUGAUGACGAUGAUGACAUGGAUUCAAGAAAUGAGGCAUCUGCAAAUAUUAGACAAGCAGAAGAUAUAAGAGAGUUGAGGACUGAGAACAUAGGUAGGUAAGUAGGUGUUAUCAUUUUAUUCUUCAUUCUUUUCUUCCUUUGAUUCCAUAGAAAAAUGUACGUAGAGCAGUUAUAAACGUUAUGCAUCUGAAUAUAGGAUGAUAACAUCACUUGGAAAUGAUUUGAGUAUUAGUGUUCUCGUGU